Molecule: messenger RNA, 447 nt
Organism: Dovyalis caffra
Lineage: Eukaryota; Viridiplantae; Streptophyta; Magnoliopsida; Malpighiales; Salicaceae
Source: the annotation of a GenBank genome assembly
AUGGCAUUGUCUAAGAUAAGAUCUGCUGAAAUCCUCGAACAAGUAUCAGAAACUGUGUUUGGAAUGAUGCAACAGUUUAAUUGGGAAAAUACACAAGAUUUGAAUGAUAAGGAUUUGUGGAUACCUAAUCAUUUGCUUUACAGGAAGGAUGUUGUUCUUAAAUUGGGUGUUCAUGUUGUGAUUCGGGGAUUGGAACCGGAAGAAUCCUUUCUGUCAGUAAAAAAUGCAUUUAGAUUGGGUGUUGGAAAGUCCCUGGCUAACAGUAUUUCUUGCCCUUUGUUUGGUGAGGUCGGGGCAAAGGAUCACCAGCGCUUUCAAGCUUCUUAUGCAACUAUUCUCAAGGCUCACAUGACAGCUCUGAAGAAGAGGGAAAGGAAGGAUAAGAAAAAGGCAGCAGAAGGUGAUAAGAAAGAAGGUGGCCUAACGAAGAAACCAAAGAGAGCCUGA